Molecule: messenger RNA, 1359 nt
Organism: Anopheles funestus (African malaria mosquito)
Lineage: Eukaryota; Metazoa; Arthropoda; Insecta; Diptera; Culicidae
Gene: Rtc1
Product: probable RNA 3'-terminal phosphate cyclase-like protein
Exons: 2
Coding region: 106-1281 (391 amino acids)
Biological process (GO): ribosome biogenesis; endonucleolytic cleavage of tricistronic rRNA transcript (SSU-rRNA, 5.8S rRNA, LSU-rRNA)
Cellular component (GO): nucleolus
Molecular function (GO): RNA endonuclease activity
Source: RefSeq, a predicted model, not a curated record
AAUCGCUGUCAACCACAAUAGCAACCGUCCGACAGUUCUCCCAACAACAGAAAACGUGCUACAUAAAUUUAGCAACAGUUUAAUAAUCCAGUUGUUCCCCCAAAGAUGACUUGCGUUGGGAAAGAAAACGGUUGCCUCAUAUACCAUGGAAGCAACUUUCUUAAGCAACGUUUAUUGCUGGCGACACUGAGUGGAAAACCAAUCGAAAUAAGGGAAAUACGGCCACACCGCGAAACUGCUGCUGGCCUGCAAGAGUACGAAACGAAUCUGCUUCAGCUGCUGGACAAACUUACAAACGGCACGAUUACAAGAGUGGAUCGCGAUGGUUGCUCGUUUGUGUAUCAACCGGGGCUCCUGUACGGUGGGGAAAUUCAUCACGAUUGUAGCACAGAGCGUGGAAUUGGUUACUAUCUAGACAUCUUGGUAGCGCUUGGACCGUUCUGCAAAAAGCCUCUGCAGGUCACAUUGACCGGUGUUACAAAUAGUAAAGAAAGUCCGUCGGUAGAUCACAUUAAAGCAUCCGCAAUGCCAGCUCUGAAACGGUUCCUGGUUGUGGAUGAGGGUCUUGAAUUGAAGGUACUGAAACGGGGUAUGAUGCCGGGAGGAGGCGGUGAAAUAACAUUCCGCUGUCCCGUGCGUAAAUCGUUGAAAGCUAUUCAAUGUACGAAGCAAACGAUGGUUAAGCGGAUACGCGGUACGGCAUACUGUUGCAAAGUCAGCCCUGCAAUGGCCAAUCGUGCCGUGGAGCACGCGAAAGGAGUGAUGCUGAAUUUCCUGCCCGAUGUGUACAUUAACACUGAUCAGCAUAAGGGUAAACGGUCGGGAAAUAGCCCAGGGUACGGUAUCAAUCUUGUGGCUGAAACAACCGAUGGUACCAUGUUCUCUGCUGAAGCUAUAUGCAAAUCGAUGGAAGAGCAACAAGGCAAUCCAUCGAUACCAGAAGACCUGGGACGGGAGGCAGGCAUGAAGCUGUUGGAUGAGGUGUUUCGCGGCGGUUGCGUUGACUCCACAUUCCAGUGGCUGGUCGUUCUAUAUAUGGCGUUGGCGCAGAAGGAUGUUUCCAAGUUUCUAAUAGGACCACUUUCGCAAUAUACCAUUCAUUUCCUUCAGCAUUUACGGGAAUUUUUCGGUAUCACAUUUAAGCUGGAAAAUGCCGACGGAGAUGAAAACGACGAAACCGAUGAUCGAGAUGGCGAUGGCGAUGAGUUGUCUGGAUCUAACAAAGUGAUGCUAACUUGCGUCGGUGUAGGAUAUAGUAAUUUUAGCAAGCGUGUCAAUUGAUCGGCUUGUGUUUUAUUUCUGCUAAUCGUGGAUCUAACUAGAAAUAAACAUCGUUAUGGCGCUUUCGUAAAAUGUUUA